ACUGACUCAACAGUGCCAGGUGUUGUCAGCAGCAACAGUGGUUGCUAAGCACACGUCGGCCCUGUGUAACGCCUGUCGCCUGGCCUCCAGCAAGACCUCCAAUCCUGUCGCUAAGCGACACUUUGUACAGAGUGCCAAGGACGUUGCCAACAGCACAGCCAACCUGGUCAAGGCCAUCAAGGCGCUGGACCAGGAUUUCACAGAGGAGAACCGCCAGCGAUGUGCGGAGGCCGCCAAACCACUGACAGAUGCAGUGGAUGAACUCACCACAUUUGCCUCCUCUCCCGAGUUUGCCAGCAUGCCAGCCAAGAUCAGCCCUGAGGCAAGGAAGGCCCAAGAGCCCAUUGUGUCGGCAGGUAAGGCGAUGAUCGAUGGAGCGUGUCACAUGGUGACGGCCGCCAAACAGCUGGCUGUCAACCCGAAGGACCCGUCCACUUAUCAACUGUACUCCAACCACUCCAAGAGUGUGCCCGAGGCCAUCAAACGACUCGUGUUCUCCAUCAAGGACUGUGCGCCGGGUCAGCGUGAGUGUGACGAGUCGAUCGACAAACUGAACCGCUCCAUCCGCGACCUGGACCACGCCUCACUGGCUGCCAUCAGUCAGAGUCUACAGCAACGGACCGAGAAAUCCCUCAGGGGAUUCAAAGAACAGAUGAUUGGGAGUGCAAGAGAAAUCCAUGACCUUUGUUCCAAACAACAGACCCACAUCCUGGACCUGACUAAGACCGUGGCCGAGUCGGCACUUCAGUUCAUGUACUCCUGUAAGGAAGGGGGAGGCAACCCUAAGGCCCCUAAGCACACCCAUGAUAACAUAGACACAGCAGCAGACAACACAAUGGACGUCGUACAAGACCUGUUACAGUCUCUGGAGGAGGCCGCCUCACAGGCCGGCGUAGUCAACAGUAUGAUAGAGAAACUCACCAAAUCAAUCACUAAGACGGACGAGCAGGUAAUGGUGAGGGAGGUGAUGUCCUUCGUGGAGUACCAGUCCAACAUGGUCAGUCUGGCCAAGAAGAUCGCCAUGACGACGCAGGAGAUGGUGGGCAAGGCGGGGGUGAACCCGGGCGACCUCGGGCGACUGGCCAAUCAGCUGACAUGAGACUACGAUAUGUUGGCCAGUAACUCCGCAAAUGCCGCUGCAACCUCCAACAGUCAGGAUGUAAGUGGAGUCACAAGUCUGUUACAAUGUCUGGUGAUUCCUAGUUUAUUAGUUUAUCCGUUAUUCUAAAACUGUUUUGUGGACAAAUUUGGAUGGAUAUUGUGUGCUGUGUGUACUGUUAAGUCAAGAAUAUGGUUAUCUGCAUGAACAAGUGUUUAUUUGGUUUUAUUUUUAUUACCGAUAAUUCCAAUGGAGUUACAGAAGUCAAUUAAUUACUGGUCAUCAAGGGACUUUGUGUUCUGUAGGUGAAUAUAAUAUGUUUUACCUAUCUAAGCUCCUGAAAUUUCUGGUAUCUUUCGGUGCUAGGACGGGGAUGUCCAUUACAAUUGUAGCCAAUGUGUCACAUAGUGUUGGUUUUUUAAUUGUGAUUUUUACACAAAUAAUCUUGUAUGUUGUAGUAAACAUUAUAUUCAAAGGGGAAUAACUCAAAAUUUGUAUUUUUCAAUCAGGAUGAAAAAACAGUUAUUCCCCUUGAGAAUGAGAAAUGAAUUUGAUGGUGUUUAUCCCUGACAGUUUUAUUGGUAGGAUUGAAUAUCAAUUAAUGUAUUUUUACAAUAUAUCGUGAUCAUUUGGAAAGAAGUGAUCUGAUAAGCUUUUGAUAAGAAUUUGAUAAGUUUUAGAUGUUUUUUUAUACAAUGUUAUGUAGUUUUAAUUUCAAUAUAUUAAUAGUUGAUGUUAGUUUAAUUCAUUAAGUUUGAGCUGUGCAUGUAUAACAAUUGGUGCAUCAUAUAUUGCUUGUUGUCCUCAAAAGGUAGGUCACAAUGACCCAAUUAGAAUCAUGGUAGUUUAUGGUGAAACUAUUUUGAACAUAUCUAUUUGAAAAAUAAACAAACUUGUGUUUUAGAAAUGAUGUACCAUUAAUCAUACCAGAAGUCAUAUGUACUCAUGUAUUUAUCAAUGUGAAAGUAGGUCAUGAUGACCUGAAUUUGUAAGGCAUGUUGUUAAUCCUAUGUGUUUGUUAAUGGUGUUUAAGCACAUUUCUCACACUCUGUAUCUCUGUUGACCAAACUCAUGUUAAUGUCAUUUAUUUGGAGAAAUAUUGUACGUAAGUUUAAGCGUGAUUGGUUUUUUUUUGUGUUUACCCAUACAAUGAACGUGAUGAAAUACAUUUAUAACUUAUAUAUAGUAUUAUGUUCAUUUUAUUGUGUUUACGCAUACCAUAAAAAACAUAAUACUUGUAUACAAAUGAUGUUUCGGGAAAUGUAGCGAGCUGUAGAUAAAAGUCAAUAAACUUAAA
This is a messenger RNA of Magallana angulata, 2396 nucleotides long. Its product is annotated as talin-1-like. The record is from RefSeq and is a predicted model, not a curated record. Gene Ontology annotation, biological process: cell-cell adhesion. Gene Ontology annotation, molecular function: actin filament binding; integrin binding. Bases 299 to 1099 code for a protein of 266 amino acids. The transcript has 8 exons. NCBI's taxonomy places the organism in Eukaryota, Metazoa, Mollusca, Bivalvia, Ostreida, Ostreidae. Gene Ontology annotation, cellular component: focal adhesion; plasma membrane.